AUGACCUUAAAUCUUUGUGUAUUGACCCCGAAUAGAAUGGUUUGGGAUUCAGAAGUGAAAGAAAUCAUUUUCUCUACUAAUGGUGGUCAAAUUGGCGUAUUACCCAAUCAUGCACCUAUUACCACAGCCGUUGAUAUCGGUAUUUUGAGAAUACGCCUUAAUGACCAAUGGUUAACGAUGCCUCUAAUGGGUGGUUUUGCUAGAAUAGGCAAUAAUGAGAUUACUGUGUUAGUAAAUGAUGUAGAGAAGGGUAGUGACAUUGAUCCACACGAAGCUCAGCAAACUUUUGAAAUAGCAUAA
Messenger RNA from Mercurialis annua (annual mercury), 300 nucleotides. RefSeq names its product ATP synthase epsilon chain, chloroplastic. Bases 1 to 300 code for a protein of 99 amino acids. The transcript has a single exon. Lineage: Eukaryota; Viridiplantae; Streptophyta; Magnoliopsida; Malpighiales; Euphorbiaceae. Gene Ontology annotation, biological process: proton motive force-driven ATP synthesis. The record is from RefSeq and is a predicted model, not a curated record. Gene Ontology annotation, molecular function: proton-transporting ATP synthase activity, rotational mechanism.